GUGUUAAUGCUGAAACAAAACAGUAAGCUUGUCCAUGAUCAGGCAUGGGAAGAAAUAAUCGAAGAAGAAAUCGUAAAACUCAUUCAAAUUCAAAUUCAAUUCAUCAACAAAAUGAUACUGAUCAUCAGCACCAAUGGGUAUCGCGUAAUAAGAUAGAACUGGAAUUUUUGAGUUCAGAACUCAGCUCUGAUCAUGAGCUUCACCAAAACGACAAUGCAGAGGAAUUUAAUACCAUUACAAGGGAAGACGAUGACCUGCUUCAUGAAGAUGAGCCAUCUCGUACAACUCACCAAAAUACCAAGUGGGUUAUGAAAAAUGGGCCUCACAACAUGGCCAAGGAGCAGCUUUUAGAGAAUUCUCAAGUGGGAACUUCAGAACCUGAGCCAAUUGCGAUUUCUGAAGUCGGUUCGUCGAAUAGGGAUGAUGGCGGAGUAGAUGAUGCUGGGAAUGUAUUUGAAAAAUUGCGGUUAGGUGUGGAGGAGCCACAGUUGUGUGAGGAGCAGCUGAGGAUCAAUGAUCAGCUGCAACAGGAUGAGUUGCUUGCUAUGGAAUCCAUUUACGGAGAGAAUGUCUCCAUUCUUGAAAACCAAGGAGGCCUAAGAUCUUUUCAGAUUCUCGUCCAUAUCGAAACUCGUGAUGAAUUUACUGUUACUGCAAACCUUAAUUCCUCAGGCAAUCUUAAUAUGAAAAGUGAAAGUGACUACUCAUACUCAUUAAAACUUCAGCAUCUUCCACCGAUUGUACUCUCUUGCUUAUUGCCUAAAUCAUACCCGAGUCAUCUGUCACCUUAUUUUACCAUUUCUGUUCUGUGGUUAGAUUCCAUUAGGAUUUCCAAGCUCUGCUCCAUGCUGGACGUAAUAUGGGCAGACCAGCCUGGGCAGGAAGUUAUAUAUCAAUGGAUCGAAUGGCUGCAGACUUCUUCUCUUUCUUGUCUUGGGGCUGAACAAGAAAUAACACUCGGUCCUUAUGGCAUAAUAAAUUCUGAAGACAUACGUGCAAUUUCAGAAAGCGUCUCUCCUGAAGCUGACAUCCCUUCAUUAAGACAUUAUAAUGACGAGCAGUGCCAUGAGACUUUUCGUCAGAACUUGCAUGAAUGCCUCAUUUGUUACAGCGAAUAUGCUGGUUGUGACUUCAUCAGGCUACCUUGCCUGCACUUUUUUUGCUGCACAUGCAUGAAAACUUAUUCUGAUAUACAUAUUACAGAAGGCACUGUGAACAAACUUCAGUGUCCCAAUGAAAAAUGUGGGUGCAUGGUUCCUCCUGGUUUAUUAAAAUGCCUGCUCAGUGAUGAAGAAUAUGAACGUUGGGAGUCUCUAAUGUUACAAAAAACUCUAGAUUCCAUGUCCGAUGUUGCCUAUUGUCCACGAUGUGAUACACCCUGCAUUGAAGAUGAAGACCAUCACGCACAGUGCUCCAAAUGUCUCUUUAGCUUUUGUACUCUUUGCAGAGACAGACGACAUGUUGGAGAAGAAUGUUUAACUCAAGAAAUAAGGCUCCGUAUCUUAGAGGACCGCCAGAAUUCGUCUCAGUUAGGGAGUAAGCAGAGGCGAAAGGAGCAAGAAAUGAUCAAUAACCUUCUUAGUCUGAAGGAAAUACUUCGUGAUUCUAAGCUAUGCCCAUCUUGUAAGAUGGCAAUCUCAAGAACUGGAGGUUGUAACAAGAUGGAAUGUAAGAAUUGCGGGCAGUAUUUCUGCUACCGUUGUAACAAAUGCAUUACUGGAUAUGAUCACUUUAAGGAAGGAGCAUGUAACUUGUUCCCACCACAAGGAGUUCAAUCGUGGGAGGAGCGGAUGAUUGACCGACGGUAUGAGGGUCGUGUUCAAGCUGAAUCCUUUCCUCAGCUUGCUCACCAGUGCCCCAGUUGUCGUCGACCAAAUUUAAAGGUUGACAAUAACAAUCACAUUCUGUGUUGGCAAUGCCAACGGCAUUUUUGUUGCUUAUGCAAAAAGAUUGUGAGGAGCAUGCAGCAUUACGGACGCAAGGGUUGCAAGCAGCACACAGCUGAUUAGAAGCGAUUUGAGAUUCCGAAAAGCAUAUUUACGCGGCGGUGCACGCAGGGAGUAGGAUAUGCUAAGCUUCAGGUUUAUUUAAGUUGUUUGAGGCAACAUUCAUUUAGGUAUAUUAGGGGCAUGUAAUGUAUCAUUUUUUUAGUCUCAUUGAUUU
This is a messenger RNA of Mercurialis annua (annual mercury), 2163 nucleotides long. RefSeq lists its product as uncharacterized. The record is from RefSeq and is a predicted model, not a curated record. Gene Ontology annotation, molecular function: zinc ion binding; ubiquitin protein ligase activity; ubiquitin conjugating enzyme binding. Lineage: Eukaryota; Viridiplantae; Streptophyta; Magnoliopsida; Malpighiales; Euphorbiaceae. Gene Ontology annotation, cellular component: ubiquitin ligase complex; cytoplasm. Bases 45 to 2009 code for a protein of 654 amino acids. Gene Ontology annotation, biological process: ubiquitin-dependent protein catabolic process; positive regulation of proteasomal ubiquitin-dependent protein catabolic process; protein polyubiquitination. The transcript has 8 exons.